AGCCACAACGUCAACGAUCACUCGAGUGGUGCUUUUUCUCCUUCUUUUUCCAUUUCUGCUCCCGCGUGAUAAAACCCGGUAGCAUUGACGAGCUAUUUUGACCUAAUCAGAGAGGUCGAGGGGAGGAUGGAACAGGUACGAAGUUGUUCUGUGGGUGCAGUUCGCACAGCAGGUUUGGGAGUGAUGCCAACGUUCAAAGGAACACCCAAAUGUAGCCGUCCUUUUCAUGUUGUCUUAGGUGGCAAUGCUUGUCUCUGAGGAUGACCUGAGAUGAUGGGUCCUGGGUUGUGCUAGAGGCUGUCUCGGAGGGCACUCUUAUAAACAGACCAGUUAAAUACAAGAGCGCAGUAGCACCCCCACCUCAAUAUCUCACCUCAAUAUCUCACCUCAAUAUCUCGAUCGAAGUCCACCAAAAUGUUCGGAAAAGCCACUUUCAUUUACUUCGUCGCUCUUUUCCUUGGCUAUAUGACUCUCCUCGCUUCAUCAAGUCCCGUACCAUUUGUGCUCCCAAAGCAAGAUAUCUCAGCCUCCUACCAACAUGACGGUAUUAUUGCUCGUGAGCCUGAGCUCCCUAUAUUCGUAAAGCGCGAACGCUACUCUGUGCCCAAUUAUGCGUACGAGAGUGCUCAAAUUGAUACUGAAGAGUCACGUGAAGUUAAAGCAGAGGAUCUUGAUAACGUGCCAAGAGAGGAAGACUUGGAGGAGAGAAUAUGUCGUUUCGGCUGCAUCUAAUUGAGUGCAAACUACAAUGCUUUCGCUCACCCUGGCUCUGACCCGUAAUGUGUUAACGAAUCGCACUAACGGCUCCGUGCUGUCCAUUCAUUCGUGUUAACUUGACGUAACGCCCGCUACGUUGUCCGCUCUUUAUUUCGACCUUCAUUCCGGUUCUCGGUAGACCAGCUUGGACCUAGACCGUUGAGGACACUACUCCUAUUCCUUACUCUGUGCAAUCCGCUUGCACUUGCGUACUUGAUGCUCGCAGUGCUAGUUUAUUGUUGACUGCUGAUAUACCUUUCGUCAGAACCGUCAAUUUUCUUUACCAGUACCAACUUGAAGUCUCAUCAAUCUUCGUUCCAUUAUCAGAAUCCAGAUAAUAAUUAAUUUCUGUCAAGAUGGCAGAGAUAGUUUCUGUAGCGCUAUACGCCUCUGAAUAUAUAUCGUGAAACUAU
Molecule: messenger RNA, 1169 nt
Organism: Serpula lacrymans var. lacrymans S7.9
Lineage: Eukaryota; Fungi; Basidiomycota; Agaricomycetes; Boletales; Serpulaceae
Exons: 5
Coding region: 415-732 (105 amino acids)
Source: RefSeq, a predicted model, not a curated record